AAAAAGAUCUUGACUAAACCAGUGAUGUGGAGAACACGCGCCACCGGAAAAGCGUGAUGGAAUCAUAAUGUUGUUGAUGGAGUUGCCGUAUAAAUGGCGGGAGUCUAGACUGGGUCGAGAUUUCACAAAGACUGAACAACCAUCUUUCCCUUAUCAAUUGGCGUUUAAACCCUCCUAUCCUUAAACGUCCACCCCGUCUUCCCCCAUUUUGUCUUCCUUUAACCAUUUUAGCUCCUCCUUGUAAAUUUCUUCAGUUCUUGGGUUCUGGUUAAUUUCAUGAUCGGAAACUACUAGCUUUUUUUCUCCUUCUUUUUCCCCUUUUCUUUUGGGUCUGCUUUUCGAAGAUAGAGGAAGUGGAAGAGUCGGAGCAGUGUCGGACAUUCUGAUUCAAUGGACACCGCGGCUAGUGUCGCCGCCGGACGGAGUGGUUCGCUGCCAAUGACAUCUCCGUCGCGGAAGGAGUGGCGUGCCGUUUCCGAACUUCACGUGGUUCAGAACCUCGGGGAUGAAGUGAUUUCUUGCAAUAUGCAGGAAUUUGAAAGAUCAAAGAUGGAACAAUCUGAUGAGAGAACCAUAUAUGAGCAUGGAAGAGAGCCUGCUGAUGUUGACUUUUUUCCGAUUAUGGUUGAUGGAAGUUUGGGUGAUGACAUAUUGCAGCAGCAGAUUCACAAUGUUAGUAGACAGAGGGAAGAGCUCCAACGGAUGGAGGUUGAACUCCGAGCUCAGGCAAUUGCAAGACCAAGGAUCCUGGAUUUGCAGAGCAGCUGUGAUGCUAAAAUCGAGGCCCAUGCCGAUGCCACUGCGAAGCUUGAGGAACAAAUCCAUGAAAGUGAGAAGACCAUAAAUGAAUUGAAAAGGAGGAUGGAAGAGAAAGAUAGAGAACUAAAUGCCAUCAAAGUUGAAAAAGAAGAGGCAUGGGCAAAGGAAGACCUUCUAAGAGAGCAAAAUAAGGAACUGGCAACUUUCAGAAGAGAACGUGAUCAUUCAGAAGCUGAGAGAGCACGACACCGGAAACAGAUUCAUGAUCUUCAGGAGCACGUUGAAGAGAAAGAGAGGCAGCUUAUGGAGUUGCAGGAACAGUAUAGAGCUGCUCAAGAAACCAUUCUUUAUAAGGAUGAACAGUUGAGGGAGGUUCAAACUUGGAUUUCUAGUGUCCAGGAGAUGGAUGCUUUACAGUCAAGUACAAACCACUCUUUACAGGCUGAACUGCGAGAACGUACAGAGCAAUAUAACCAGCUCUGGCAUGGCUGUCAGAGACAGUUUGUGGAGAUGGAGAGACUUCAUUUACAAACAAUACAUCAGCUUCAAUUUGAACUGGCUGAUGCAAGAGAGAGGAACAGUUCUUACACAGAUGAAUCACAUGCAUCCCAAGCAAAAUCAAAAGAUUUAUCUGAGUUUGGUAAAAAUAAUGGAAACCAAGUGGAUUCCAAUGGAAGUGUUUCAACAAAUAAUGCUUGGGUCAUUUCGAAUGGUGCAUGUAACAGUGUUCAAUCGUUUACUUCAGAUGGUAAUUCGCCAACUGAGCAUCACAAUGACCAUAAUCCUAGUAUUCCAAUUGCUCCAUCAUCUCUACUGGGGAUGCCUACAUACCUCCCACCUGGGCAGGUGACUGCUUUGCAUUCAUUUGUCAUGCAUCAACAGGGUUUUCCCCAUUCUGUGGCAUCUCAAGUUGGACAGUACUCAAUGCCAACAAUUUCAUCCACCCAACAGUGGCAGAACCAACAGAUUUCACCAGAGGAUUUCCAGCUAUCUGCACAGAAUCAAGUUCCACCAUCCCAAACUGAUCAAAGCUUUGUGAGGUCAGACUUAAAGUACGAAUAUAAAAUGUCUGUCAAUGAACAAGCCAUUAGUCCAGACCGUCUUAAUCAUAUUAGCCAAGGGCCAGACAUCAAUUCUUUGAUAUCAUCAUCUGCUGUGAAAGCACAGGUCCUUGAUUCAAUUAAAUCAAGUUUCAUUGUGGACCCCCAACCUGAGCCAAGCUUGGAGCAGGUUUCCUCACAAUUUCAUGGCGCAUUGACAUUAGGCACUCGUGAACAGAGCUGUGAAUCCCAGGAACUGAUUAUUCUGAACAUGAAUAACCAUGUGCUUGAGGACCAAGUUCUAUCAGCAGAAGAAGCAAGUACUGCUGCGAGCCCUUCUCCUCCUGAUUCUUCGGAGCACUCUGUUAAUUUCAAGGGAACAAUGACCAGCAAUGGUGCUAAUGCUAUUAUGCCUGAGAAGUCAGUUUCAACUGGGCAGACUAAUAUCUUGAUAUCAGCUAAGACUUCUGAGACUGCUCUGCUUGAUGAAAGAUCAUUGUUAGCAUGCAUAGUUCGCACAAUUCCAACUGGUGGCAGAAUUCGAAUCAGCUCAACGUUGCCAAAUAGGCUGGGGAAGAUGCUUUUACCAUUGCACUGGCAUGAUUACAAGAAAAAGUACGGAAAACUGGAUGACUUUGUAGCUAGCCACCCUACGUUAUUUGUAAUUGAGGGUGACUAUAUUUGGCUUCAAGAGGGAGCACAGGAGAUGAUAGCAGCAACUGCAGCUGUUGCUAAAGUUGCUGCAGCUGCUGAAGCUCCAUCUUCAUACUCCUUUUUGCCUUCUGUUUCUGUUACACCGAUUGCACAGCGUAAUCGGCUAAAGAAGGCGCUUCGAUCAAUUGAUUCCUAUCAUGUGAGAGAGAAUGCCCUUUUCAAGGAGCAUGCAGGCAUCACUAAAAUUGCUUCUAAUGGACAGCAGUUAGUAAUGCAAAAUCAACAUCCCAAUGGAAUUUGUGUUGAUGUGUCCAGAGGUUUCUCCAAUGUAAAAAUAUUGAGCCAAUCUAAAGAUCCAAGUGUGACUCGUGUUGAAAGCAUGGCAUCUGGACAUGGAAGGUCUAAUUCAAAUGUUGUCGGGAAACAGCAGAGCAGGACAACCGGAGCUGCAUUAUCUUCAAGAAGAUAGUGAAGUGCAUUUACCUCAACUGAUAUAUGCCGAACUGCAAUAUUCAGCUGUGGAUCAAGCAUUAUGGAGAUUGCAAGCAUAUUGGAAAAUGAUGUGUAGUUAAAAUGUAUCUACUGAUCUUGGACACAAGCUGAAUAUUUAAAUUGUUUUAAGCCUUUUGGCACUCCAUUGUUGAAUAACACUAUACUGCUGCCUGUUCCUGUCCUAUUCCAAGCUGUAGAUCUGAUUUUUCUGCUUAACCUAUGUUGCUCCAGGUUUUUUUUUAAUAUUCAUAUCCUAUAGUUUAUGUUUGACUCCCCA
Messenger RNA from Gossypium raimondii (Peruvian cotton), 3222 nucleotides. RefSeq lists its product as uncharacterized. The record is from RefSeq and is a predicted model, not a curated record. The transcript is spliced from 16 exons. NCBI's taxonomy places the organism in Eukaryota, Viridiplantae, Streptophyta, Magnoliopsida, Malvales, Malvaceae. The coding region runs from base 391 to 2922 and encodes 843 amino acids.